AUGGAUCUGGCCGAGGAGUCGAACGUGUCGUCAGCGAUUGAUUUGGCAGAGGAGUCGAACGUGUCCGCGGCUUUCCCGCUGCUGGUGCUUGAGCCGCCACCAGAUUCAGAUUGUUCGUCGUACAAGGUCUUCAGCUUGCCGGACCAGAAGCUUCAAGAUGUCCCUCCGUUGGUGUCGAGCAAGAAGGUAUCCUUGCCGACGCCGCAAGGCUGGGUCCUGGUCCUGAGCUCCUCCGAUUCCUCGUCAGAAGACGCAGGGACCCAUCUCCUGAGCCCUAAGGACGGAUCAACAAUCGAGCUUCCGCCUCUCAAGGACGACGAGGUCCCGUGGACGUGCAGGUGCGUCUUGUCCAACGUCGUGGCCGCGCCUGGCUGCAGCGUCCUAGUCUUCGACCAUGCGAGCCCGGUGAUGUGGUUCUGCCGCGUCGGCCAGGAUCUCCGGUGGUCGCGCCACGGCUACGACAUUGGCUGGUUGGACAUCCUGGGCUGUCCCCGCACAAAGAGAAACUUCUUCCACGUUGCCGCCGUCAAUGGGAGGUUCUUCUUCCGCGAGUCCAACGACUCUCUCGGCACGCUGGACUUCCACACCAACGACGCCUCGGAGAAGCCGGAGGCGUGGCAGGGCGCCAUCGCCGUGCCCCGCGUCGAGGUCCCGUUCGGCUUUACGGGAGUGUUUGACAAAAAACUACCAGUUUAG
Aegilops tauschii subsp. strangulata is the source of this 696-nucleotide messenger RNA. The record is from RefSeq and is a predicted model, not a curated record. Lineage: Eukaryota; Viridiplantae; Streptophyta; Magnoliopsida; Poales; Poaceae.